Molecule: messenger RNA, 3296 nt
Organism: Scaptodrosophila lebanonensis
Lineage: Eukaryota; Metazoa; Arthropoda; Insecta; Diptera; Drosophilidae
Gene: Ide
Product: insulin-degrading enzyme
Exons: 16
Coding region: 117-3221 (1034 amino acids)
Biological process (GO): peptide catabolic process
Cellular component (GO): mitochondrion; cytosol
Molecular function (GO): metalloendopeptidase activity; metal ion binding
Source: RefSeq, a predicted model, not a curated record
CUCUUGUUUGCUGGCCGAUGUCAUCUGCUACAAUUGUCUUGUGUUACGAAUGUUGUGUAUGCGUGAUCAUAUGUAUUUAUAUAUGUUGAUACGGAUUUUAACAUCAGCUAAUUCUUAUGUGUUCCAAGCGGGCUUGCCUUUCUUUAAGAAAAUCGAUUUGUGACACAGCAGGUUUUGUUAAUCAGAAAAAAAUUAAAAAAAUUUCAUACAUUAAUAGGAGUGGAACCAGCUUGCCACAUUCACAUAGAUCCCAUUUUACGAUGACAAUAGCUGAGAGUAACAGUCUGAAGUCUGAUAAAAUGGAACCCGUAUUGCGAUUAAAUAAUAUACAAAAGUCAGAACAGGACACUCGUGACUAUCGGGGCCUUCAAUUAAAAAACGGACUGAAAGCAUUACUUAUUAGCGACCCAGAUACAGAUGUGUCUGCAGCUGCGCUUUCUGUGCAAGUAGGGCACAUGUCGGACCCAGAGGACUUGAAUGGCUUGGCACACUUUUGCGAGCAUAUGCUCUUCUUGGGAACUCAAAAAUAUCCAAGUGAAAAUGGAUAUACCACCUACCUCUCCCAGAAUGGAGGAAGUAGCAAUGCUGCUACGUACCCUUUAAGUACGAAAUAUCAUUUUCACAUUGCACCCGAGGCACUAGAAGGGGCUUUGGAUCGGUUUGCAAGUUUUUUUAUUGCGCCAUUAUUUACAUCUAGCGCCACAGAGCGAGAAAUUAAUGCGGUGAACUCGGAGCAUGAAAAGAAUUUGUCCAGCGACUUAUGGCGCAUUAAACAAGUACACAGACACUUGGCAAAGCCUGAUCAUGCGUAUAGCAAGUUUGGAAGUGGAAAUAAAUCAACACUUUACGAAAUACCAAAAUCAAAAAACAUCGAUUUGCGCGAGGAGCUACUUAAGUUUCAUAAGAAUUGGUAUUCGGCUAACAUUAUGUGUCUAGCUGUAAUUGGAAAAGAAUCCCUAAAUAAACUUGAGGAAAUAGUUGUUGAUAAGUUCUCUGAAAUUGAAAAUAAGAAUGUGCAAGUGCCCAAUUGGCCUCGACAUCCCUUUGCUGAUAAUCAGUAUGGCCAAAAAGUGAUGAUAGUGCCUAUUAAAGAUAUACGCUCUUUAACAAUCAGCUUUACAACAGAUGAUCUAACAAAGCUCUACAAAUCUGGCCCCGACAACUAUGUGACUCACCUUAUCGGACACGAAGGUAAAGGCAGCAUUUUAUCAGAGCUUCGAAGACUGGGCUGGUGCAAUGAUCUCAUGGCUGGACAUCAGAAUACUCAAAACGGGUUUGGCUUCUUUGAGAUUGUUGUAGAUUUGACUCAAGAAGGUUUAGAACACGUAGACGACGUAGUGAACAUUAUUUUUCAGUACCUUAAUAUGCUGCGUGAAGAUAGUCCAAAAAAAUGGAUAUUUGAUGAAUGCGUAAGCCUGAAUGAAAUGCGUUUUCGCUUUAAAGAAAAGGAACAACCGGAAAAUUUGGUUAUUCAUGCGGCUACUUCUAUGCAGAUAUUCCCUCUAGGUGAAGUGCUUAUCGCACCAUACCUAAGUAAUGAAUGGCGGCCUGAUUUAAUACGCAGUCUUUUGGAUGAACUAAUUCCUUCUAAAUGCCGCAUAUCAAUAGUUAGCCAAAGGUUUGAAAAAUUAGCUGACCUUGUUGAACCAUAUUACAAAACAAGAUAUUAUUUGGAGGGUAUACCCCUAGAGAUAUUACAUAACUGGGAAAAUUGUAAAACGAAUGCGAAUCUGGAUCUCCCAUUACCGAAUAACUUUAUUCCGACAAAUUUUGAUAUUGCUGAUGUGUCAGCGGAAGCACCUAAACACCCUAUGAUUAUAGUAGAUACGCCAAUUUUACGAGUAUGGCACAAACAAGAUAAUCAAUUCAAAAAGCCUAAGGCCUGCAUGACUUUUGACAUGUCUAAUCCAAUAUCGAAUUUAGAUCCCUUGAAUUGCAAUUUAAAUCACAUGAUAGUUAUGUUAUUGAAAGAUCAGCUCAAUGAGUACUUAUAUGACGCCGAACUGGCAAGCCUUAUACUUAGUGUUAUAACCAAACCAUGUGGCAUCGAUUUUACUAUACGCGGAUUUAAUGAUAAACAAGUGGUACUUCUGGAAAAGUUACUAGAUCAUUUAUUUGAUUUUCGUAUAAGCGAAAAGCGUUUCGACAUAUUGAAGGAAGAGUACACACGAUCACUAAAGAACUUUAAAGCAGAACAACCAUAUCAGCAUUCCAUAUAUUAUUUGGCUUUAUUACUUACUGAAAAUGCUUGGGCCAAUGUUGAACUAUUAGAUGCAAUGGAACUGGUUUCUUAUGAGAGCAUUGUAAACUUCGCAAAGGAUUUUUUUCAGCGUCUGCACACAGAAUGUUUUAUUUUCGGAAAUGUAACUAAACAGCAAGCAUUGGCUAUAGCAGAACGGGUUAAUAAACGUAUGGAGUCUACGAACGCAUGUAAAUUGCCUAUACUUGCACGUCAAAUGCUUAAGAAGCGAGAGUACAAACUUCUGCCUGGCGACUGUUAUUUAUUUCAAAAAGAGAACGAAUACCAUAAGAGCUCCUGUACGCAGCUUUAUCUGCAAUGCGGCGCCCAAACCGAUCACACCAAUAUUAUGGUAAAUUUGGUAUCACAAGUACUAUCUGAACCAUGCUAUGACUGUCUGCGAACUAAGGAGCAACUUGGAUACAUAGUGUUUAGUGGAGUGAGGAAAGUGAAUGGUGCCAAUGGCAUACGCAUCAUAGUGCAAUCGACUAAACAUCCUUCAUUUGUUGAAAACCGCAUUGAACAUUUUUUGCAAUCAUAUUUGCAAAUACUUGAAGACAUGUCACUUGAAGAAUUUCAACGCCACAAAGAAUCACUAGCUGUUAAAAAACUGGAGAAACCAAAAACGUUAUUUCAGCAAUUUAGUCAAUUUUAUGGUGAAAUAGCUAUGCAAACGUACCAUUUUGAGCGCGAAGAGGCGGAGGUGGCCAUAUUACGUAAAAUAACGAAAGAAGAUCUUAUCGAAUAUUUUAAGAACUUCAUAGCUAAAAAUGGAAAAGAGCGUCGUAUGCUCUCUGUCUAUAUAAUAUCAACCCAGAGGGAAGAAAUUGAAAACAGAGAUGAUGACCACAAUAUUGACGAAAUUAUGGAAAGUCACGAAUCGAUCACUGACAUCGUUUCGUUUAAGUCCUCUAAAGAACUCUACCCAAUUGCACUACCAUUUCUUGACAUUAAAGCUAAAGGUGCGCGUAGUAAACUCUAGUAGAAAUGUUCCAAACACUUAAAGUUUAUGUUCUAAAUCUUGAAAUAUAAAAUGAUUAUGUAUGUAACACGUCGA